GGUCUAUUUUGCGCUCUCCAUCGCCGUCAACAACUGCCUAGGUUUAGAGCCAGAGAGGGGAGCAGGAGAGAAAGAAGAAGAAAUGGUUAAAUUUUUGAAACCAAAUAAGGCAGUGAUUAUCCUUCAGGGCCGCUAUGCGGGCCGCAAGGCUGUCAUUGUCAAGAAUUUUGACGACGGCACUCGCGACCGUGCAUAUGGCCACUGUUUGGUUGCAGGGAUAAAGAAGUACCCGGCGAAGGUCAUCAGGAAGGAUUCGGCCAAGAAGACGGCAAAGAAGUCACGAGUCAAGUGCUUCGUCAAGCUUGUCAACUACCAACACUUGAUGCCUACGCGUUACACCCUCGAUGUGGAUUUGAAGGACACUGUGGCCCUCGAUUCUUUGCAGAGCAAGGACAAGAAGGUCGCAGCUUGCAAGGAGACCAAGGCCAAGUUCGAGGAGCGAUUCAAGACGGGCAAGAACAGGUGGUUUUUUACCAAGCUUAGGUUUUGAAUUGUUUUGUUUGCUGCUAGUUUUUGUUGGAUCAGAUGGUCUUUUGAAACGAGUUCUAGCAAUGUUUUGGUGAGACAUUUAUUUCUUGCAUUAUAUGUAUCAGUUUGCUAAGAUUGAAGGUCUUGGUUGUUAAAACUAUUUUGGAUCUAUUUAUGGGCAUAUUUCUUUUCUUAAGAAUUGUAAUGUUUUAUCAU
This is a messenger RNA of Tripterygium wilfordii, 684 nucleotides long. Its product is annotated as 60S ribosomal protein L27-3. The transcript has a single exon. The record is from RefSeq and is a predicted model, not a curated record. Gene Ontology annotation, biological process: translation. Lineage: Eukaryota; Viridiplantae; Streptophyta; Magnoliopsida; Celastrales; Celastraceae. Gene Ontology annotation, molecular function: structural constituent of ribosome. Gene Ontology annotation, cellular component: cytosolic large ribosomal subunit; ribosome. The coding region runs from base 83 to 490 and encodes 135 amino acids.